AUGACGACGAAAUCCACCUCACAAGAAACCCUUUCACUGGGAAAAAAGCUAUUCGAUGAAGGCUAUGGCAGUUUAUCUACCUUAAAUAACGCCAUGCAGGUCAUGGAAAACGUCCAAGUAUCAGAGGAAUCAAUCUCAAGAGCUUUAGCCAUGCUUAUUAGAUCGCAUGCUAAACUUCAAGGAAGCGCAGAAGGACACACUUGGAACAUUGAAAACUUUGUAAAAGCAGCUUUAAACAAGAAUCCUAAUUUAAAUUGGGUAGCUGUAUUGGCAAAACUAGAUCAAGUGGAAUUUAUGCUGUAUGAUCCCAUGGGGUUGAAAAUACUUGUUUUAUCUUGGAAAUAUGCACACAAGGACGAGCCCUUUCCUGUUGGCAUUUUUCUUCAACCAUGGAUGCAUGUUCGAGGUCAACUCAGCGUUUUAUAUCAUAUGGUCUACGCUUCACCCGAGUUAUUGGAUAUGAAUCAAACGCCCACCAAAAAAGUGAUUCCAAAAGAGUUAAUUCCUAUUCUACCUAUCAGUAUGCGUCAGGCAGCCACGCAACUGGCUUCACAACAGCUGAACUGUUUGGGGCUAUUAGAGGCCAUCAUGGAUUUAGCUGGAACCGUGGCCUCAGAGGAUGUCAAAGUGCUAAUGGAUAGAUUAGCUAUUCAAGCGCCCGAGUUACUGAUGAUUGGCUUGGCACAGAUACAGCCCAUUAAGAAUGAAUUACAUCGCACACUUUUACCCAAACUUCUCAACAUCUUUCUCAUCGGCCAUGUCAACUCACCACUUGUGAUUCGAUUACUCUGGCAUGUUCAACCCAAUCUAUUGCUGGAAGGUUUCUUUGAGAUGUACAAAAAGGAUCCAACAUCUGUUUCUCGUAUUUUAGACAUUGCACAAGAAGCAAAGAUUGUAGUUCAUAUCUUAAAGACGGAUGUUCCCUUUUUUACACUGGAUUUGGCCUCACUGGCUGCUCGCCGACAAAAUUUGAAUUUGGAAAAAUGGUUAAUGGAGAGAUUGGCAAAGGAUGGUUUCGCCUUUUUCGGCGAAUGUGUGAAUUUCUUGGAAAAGAAGUGUGCUAUAGAGAUGGCUCGACAAUCAGGCGCUAAUGUGAUUCCAACCCUGCAGCUAUCCAUGGAAGUGAUUCGCAUCUUCUUUCGCAUCCUGUCUGAGAGACCUUUACCUCCUGCCGAGACAGCCAAACUCACGAAAUUGAGUCAAUUGUACACUCAACUUUACCCUCAAUUGAACGACAAUCGAGGCCAAAUGGAAAAGAAGCCGGCUGGUUUGAGUGUAGGAGAGCCUGCAGAAAACGAGCGAAAUUACUCAGACGAAGUGGAGGAGAUGGUGCGCUUGUAUUUCGAGAGACUGUACACCAAAGAUAUCAGUGCUAGUCGAUUUGCCUCGGUGUUGAACGCAUGCCGUUCCUCAAAAGAUCAAAGGCAGGCCAACUUCUUUUCUUGUACUACUCACACUUUGCUUGAUGAGGCUCGCUUCUUUAGUCAAUAUCCCGAGAAUGAAUUGAUGGCAACUGGUGAAUUGCUGGGUCUUUUGAUCAAUCAACGUCUCAUCAUGUACGCUCAGCUACGCAUGACACUCAAGCUCAUCCUGGAUGCUCUCAAGUACCCUGUUGGAUCCAAAAUGUUCAAUUUUGGUAUCCAAGCGUUGGCUCAAUUCCGUGGUCGAUUGCAUGAAUGGCCUCAGUACACUCUUUUGCUGUCUAAAAUUGAGGGUUUGCGUGGAUUCCCUACCAUUGUGGAAAGUAUUGCAAUGACAUUGAAACAAUUGGCACAAAAAGACCCUGAAGGAAAGAUGAUGGGACUCGACACAUCGCCUUCUUCAUCGUCCUCGCCUAAAAUGUCAACUCCCACCAUGUCCAAUGCCAAUGCUCCUGCUUCAGCUACUGGAACCGGAGGAGGAGGAGGAGAUACGACAGCUGAACGAUCUGCCGAUGCUGCGCUCAAUGUCGCCAUCUUGUUGCAGAGCACCUCCAAGCAAUCGUACCAAGAUCCGCCUGAUAAGGUUCAGGAACGAGUGUCUUUUCUGAUUAACAACUUGUCUGCUACCAAUAUGCGAAGCAAGACUGUGGAACUGAAGCAGCUGCUACAUAAAUCAACGUGGGGAUGGUUCAGCCAUUACUUGGUGGUGCGUCGUGUCAGUAUCGAGCCCAAUAACCACGAACUGUACGCUGCUCUUUUGGACGAACUCGAAAUGCAGCAUCUAACAGACACCGUCAUUGAAGAGACCUACCUCAACAUUCACCUACUGUUGCGAUCGGACAACAUUGUCAAGUCUUCUUCUGACAGAAACUUACUCAAGAAUCUGGGCACUUGGUUGGGUCGAUUGACCAUUGCAAAGAACAAGCCUAUUCGUCAUAAAGAUCUCUCAUUCAAGGAUCUGCUCGUGAGCGCCUACGAAAAGAACCAGCUUGUAGUUGCUAUUCCAUUGACAUGCAAGGUGUUGCAACACGCAGUCCAUAGCAAAAUUUUCAAGCCUCCAAACCCUUGGUUGAUGGGCAGUUUAAAGGUGCUUGCUGAACUGUACUGGACGGAAGGCCUCAAAUUGAACCUCAAGUUUGAAAUUGAAAUCUUGUACAAGACAUUGAACCUGGACUUGAAUGAGAUUGAGCCUACUUCUUUGAUGGGCAAGAACGGACCUCCCGGCAUCUCUGUUGCUGCUGCUGACAAGGCUGCCAGUGUCGCCAAUUCCCCUGCUACGUCUCAAAAAUCGAUCCAUGAUACUUCCAACAAGACGGCUGUGGAAGAAGCGCCUUUGCAACCACCACCUAUGGGCAUGCCCAGCUCACUGACCAGUCCUGCUAUUGCUGCUCAAGAGGUGCGUCAAGAUAUCGAUAUCACGCCUGUGUUGGCCAAGCUUCAAAUCAACCCUGCCAUCGGUCAACUAAUGAACCAACAUCCUGUCAUUAAAGCGACCAUCUUUGCUGGUGUUUCUGAAGCUUUCUCUGAAGUAGUGCCCCCCAUCAUUACCACCUCUGCCAACAUUGCUGCCAUGUCUACCAAGGAGCUCAUCUUGAAGGACUUUGCUACUGAGCCAGAUGAAAGCCGCUUGCAGCGUGCUGCUCAUGCCAUGGCGCAACCUUUGGCUUGUAGCCUAUCUGUUGUCACUUGCAAGGAACCUCUAUGUACUGGUAUCAUUACUGUUAUUUGUGCCAAUUUGGCUCAGAAUGGACUUCCCGAGCAACUCGCUGAAGAGAUUGCUUCUACUAUUGCCAAUGAAAACAUAGAAGUGCUCUGUAUGUAUAUUGAUCAAUUGACCAAGAUCAAGGCGUUGGAGGACGUGGACCGCGCUUUAGCACCUGCUUAUGCCAGUCGUUUAGCGUAUCGCAAGCAGCAACAACAACAGCAAGGCAACGGUGAACAAUUUUUUGAUGUCUUGAGUUUGAAGGGUGCUCCUCACUCUGUUCAAUUGCCUGAGCCUUUGCGUCCUAGUAAUGGUAUUAGCCCUGAGCAAUUCCGAUUGUAUGAGAGCUUUGAUCAACGCUCCUUCCUCGCUGUUCAGCAACAACAACACCAUCAACAGCAACUCCAACAGCAAUUGUCGCCUGCUCAUUUCCACCCUGAAGCAAUCAAUCAUCAUUUGCCUCCUCAUCAGCUACCUCCUCAGCAAGCCUUCAUGGGCAGCGAAUCACCUAGCCCUGCUCUUGCUAGCAACUCGAAUCUCUUGAACGCUAAAUUAGAGCAAAUGCUGCUGGAAUUGGACCGUUUGAUUCGUCAAUCAGGCAUCCAUGCGAUUUCUCAACUACCACCCAAUCACGACAUUUGUCUAUUGAUCCGUCAAAUACCUUUGCUCGUUUCUCAAAGCCCCUCUCCUUUGCAGACCAUGAUUACCUUUGUGGAAAAGGUGGUGCUCAUGCUGUAUCAAAGCACAACUGCAUUUGCAUUGGAGGUGUACACCAUGUUCUUGCAGUCUUUGUUUGAGAUCUCUGGUGAAGUGACCAAGGAGACGCUGUCGUGGUUGAUCUACGCCGAUGAUGAGCGCAAGUACAAUGCACCUGCUGUGUCCAUGCUGAUUCGUUAUGAGCUCUUGCCCUUGGAGGAAUACGACGUACAGCUCGCUAAACUGAUCAACAUCAAGGCGGACAGCGUGAUUGAGUUUGCUGCCAACUUGAUGCGCAUCUGUCUGCUGUCUCAAAGCCCCAUUACCUUCCUGGAGGACCACAUCCUGACCGUGUCCUCUCUGUACAAGCUGGUUCAAAACGACGAGGCUCCUGCUGCCGUUGUCUCUCUGAUCAAUGAUCUCAAGAAGCUGAUUGAAGAGCCCUAUAAGGAGAUCAAGCAAGACAUGGAUUGUCUUGAAUUGCGCAUGCUCUUGGCUGAAUGGAUCCGUUUAUGUCAGCACCCCAUGGCGACAGACGACAUCUUCCGUUCUUUGGCUCAGCGUGUGAUGGAUAUCACCAAGGAUGAAGACUGCCGUUGUUUCUUCUUUAGACUCUGCACCGAAACCUGUGUCAACCAUUAUCUAGCCUUCCGCUCUGUCAGUUCGCUGCAUCAUCGUCGCAUGGUGCAUCUGAUUGACUCCUUUACCAAGCUGGUCUCUACCAUGGUGAUUGAAGAAAAGACGUCUGACAAGGCCAAGGUCAAGCUGUUGAACGACGCUCUGUCUGUCAUGAUUCUCGUAUUAUCGCAUCACCAUCAAAACAGAGGCGUCGAGUUCAAUCAAAAGCCCUUCUUGAGACUGUUUGCCUCUCUCUUUAAUGAAAUCAGCAAGAUCCGUACCAAAUCCAUCGACGCCAGCGCUCUCAUCACGUUCAGUGAUGCCUUGUACACGCUGCAACCCAGCAAUUUCCCUGGGUUUGCCUUCUCAUGGCUUCAGUUGAUCUCUUGUCGCUCCUUCCUGCCUCAAUUGUUGGUGGCCAAUGACAGCAAUGGUGCUAUGCUGUGCCAAAAACUCAUCACUGCCUUGCUCAAGUUCUUAGGCCCUCUCUUGAAGCUGCAAGAGCUUCCUCAUGCGACUAAAAUGUUCUACCGUGGUACUUUGCGUGUCCUAGUUGUCUUGCUGCACGAUUUCCCCGAGUUCCUGUGUAGCAAUUACAUUAUCUUUGCUCAGGCCAUUCCUCAUUCAUGCGUGCAACUUCGCAACUUGAUUCUCAGUGCGUUCCCUCGUGUCAUGCAUUUGCCUGAUCCCUUCACGCCUGAUCUCAAGCUGGAAUUGAUUCCUGAAUCAGCAGAGGAUCCUGUGUUUGAUCAAAGCUAUGCUGACAUUCUAAAUGAGAACGGGUUCAAGGCUAAGAUUGAUGCAUUUGUUGAAAACAAGGACGCUGCUUUCUUCCAGGUCUUGGAUAGUCAAAUCAACGCUGCAGCCGCUACCGAGCAUGAGGUCGACAGCCACAAUGCAGAUAUGCUCUGUGCUUUCGUCUUGUAUAUUGGAACCAAAUGUGCCCCAUGGAAGGAUGUCGCUAUUGCAGAAGCGCCUGCCGUCAUAGCCUACGAUCAUUUGCUCUCCACUUUGGAAUCAGAAGGUCGCUACACUUUGUUGAGUGCCAUUGCAGAUCACUUGCGUUAUCCCAACAGCCAUACUUGCUUCUUUAGUGCUGCAUUCCUUCAUCUGUUCUCCCGUCAAUCUGAGGCUGUCAAAGAGCAAGUAACUAGAGUGCUCUUGGAGCGUUUAAUUGUGAACAGACCUCAUCCUUGGGGAUUGCUGGCCUCGUUCAUUGAACUUAUCAAGGAUCCCAAAUUUUGGGAUCAUGAGUUUAUUCGUUGUUCUCCCGAUAUUGAAAGAUUGUUUGAUAAUGUAUCCAGAUCCAUCAAGCAUACAGCUGUAGUCAAUGCUUAG
Mucor velutinosus is the source of this 5775-nucleotide messenger RNA. RefSeq lists its product as uncharacterized. Gene Ontology annotation, molecular function: molecular adaptor activity. Bases 1 to 5775 code for a protein of 1924 amino acids. The transcript is spliced from 7 exons. NCBI's taxonomy places the organism in Eukaryota, Fungi, Mucoromycota, Mucoromycetes, Mucorales, Mucoraceae. The record is from RefSeq and is a predicted model, not a curated record. Gene Ontology annotation, cellular component: P-body; CCR4-NOT core complex. Gene Ontology annotation, biological process: nuclear-transcribed mRNA catabolic process, deadenylation-dependent decay; negative regulation of translation.